AUGCUCAAUAUCAAUGAACAGAGAAGCAGCAUGAGCGAUGAUAACAGUACCAAUAUCCGAGUUCCCGGCCAGCUUAAUACCCACCUCCAAUCCAGAUCAAGCGCCAUCGAGUCGCCGGUUCUUUCCGUUCAACAUGGGGGUGGUAACGCGAUGCUUACCCCGAACGUUAAUCGGGGGACCAACAUACGAUCGAGCUCCACCAUUCGCCCAAUUCCCGGUAAUGCUGCCUCGAUAGGACCGAAUGCUGUUGAAGGCCCUGCCAGUUUCAAUUCGACAACCCGGGCUAUGAUCUCAGCCCCGCUAUCGUCCACCUUCACAACUAAUUCUCCGAUGGACGUACGGAACGGCCAAUUAGAGUCUCUUGAGAAAAGACUCGCCAUCGAGAGAAAAAUACAAGCCGGUGCCGAGAAUCUUCUUCUAGUCCUGGACUCGAAAAAGCCAAAGGAUGCGAAAAAGGCCAGGGCAGAAGCUGAGCGUGCUCUCAAUGAAGCCAAUGUCAAGAUUGACCAGCUGACCAGUCAAGUUGAUAUUAUUCACUCCCGGAAUCUAAAGCAACAAUCUGAGUCAAGGACUCGGAUGGCUAGUAAAUUUCGUGGAGAACCUCUGCUCCCAGUCCCACCCGGAAUUGCCACACCAAUAGGAACUGCUAUCAGCGAAGAAAUACUAUCUAGUGAAUCGCCCACCUGGUCAUUGUCGGAAAUACUCCAGUCUCUAGAAGAAAGGGGACAGCGCCCAGAAAUCUACGUCGAGAAAGCGAACACUCUUGUGCAUCUCCUCAAACGGCACCAGUCUCUCAAAUAUGACUUGGAAUGGUCCGCUUUUGGGAAGCGGGUGCAGUUCAUGUUAACCCAUGAAAGUCGUGAGGUAGUGUCCGCGGGAUAUAGGGUAGCUAGGUAUUCGAUUGCCGAUAUUCGAUCGCUGCAAACAAUCAAAGAGCUUAAUACGGAUAUCAUCGUAAUCAACUCAUUGGCGAAGGAUCAUACAAGCCCUGAUGCUCGCUCUAGUGUUGAGAGGGAACAGGCCCUCAAAUUCGUGCGCGCCUUUCUCGAAAUACCCGGUGGUGCAAAAGAGGUAUCGAGGGCGGUUGCUAGAGCCCUUGUUUCUUGCGCAGAGCAGAGCGACGACCGUCUCCGGGCUAUGUGCAUAGAAACUUUAGCAGAAAUUCUCAUCUUUGAACCUGCAUUAGCUGUUGCAGCCGGUGCGGUCAGGAUAUUGGCCCAGGUGCUCGCUGACGGCCCUGCGGAGCUAUCUGAUUGUAUUGUCGUUGCCUUUCUUUACCUUCUUGAUAUGCCAACGACAAGACAGUACAUCCGACCUGGCCAUGACCUUGAAAUUGUUUUCUCGUCCUUCACAGAUUCGUAUGCCAAGGCCACCAUAAGCGAUGAUAAGCUAAGGUCCUGCGCCAGAGUGAUAAGUUCCGUGUUUAAAUCUUGGCCAGGUGUGCUCGCAUUGUCCAUGUAUGGCUUGCGGACAGUUAAAUCGCUAGUGGAAUCCCUGAAAAUACCCCAUAUUGGGGUCAGACCCCCAUUAUGGUCCUCGACCUUCCUCGCUGGAAGACGACUAACUAGUGAGCUUUCACAAAGCCGAGUAUACUCUUUGUUUAUAAGUGCUGACCACUCGCUAGCAUACGGCCGUGUCGCAAAUAUGAAGGUAUUUGAGUCGACCUUGCCAAUCAUUGAAGACAAAGAAAGGAUUAAUCUGGUUGACCAUUUCAACGCACUUCUCCUUGCGAUAUUCUCUGAGUCUGGCCUUCUGGAUGUAAGUAUCCGUAGAGCACCACGCUCCUGUAAAGAGGCCACUAAUGGAGAACAGUCUCUUUUGAUAAUACUAGAAGAAGAGGAUGGCGACCCUGCUAUCGUGAGAAAGUCCACCCUUCUCGUUGGUGAGAUCUUGAAGCUUUCGAAUCGUCUUCUACCCCGAGAUCUCAACACCCGUCUGCAAAUGCUUCCAAGUUUGUUUCGCUGCGCUUCUAAAUUCGAUAAUAUAGCGAGGAAAACAGCUACUUCUGCUGUUUAUCAAAUCGAUUCUUUAAACAGAACCCUCCACCGGACUGGCAACCAUGGGGGCACCCAUGCGACCCGGCAAUCUUUGGAUGAUGGCAGCUCCGCAAGGCAAGUGGAGCAAGUCAAGCUGAAGCUUAAUUUGCAAAUUGACGAACCGCACUUCCGGAGCCUAAUCCUAGACUCUCAGAUUCUCACCACAAAAAACCACACGAAAUGGAAGAUGGAUGCUCUUUUAGAAUUAGUUCAGGGCUCGUUGUUGAACCCCAAGCGUUUGGAUGAGGCGCUCAAGGGAACCAAGUUUCUGAAACGACUUAUGUCCUUUUUCCGGCCGUUUAAAUAUCGAUUCUCGGAGGUUAAGAAUACAAAACCAAAUCUUCGACUUGUUAAAUUAGGAUGCUCUCUCUUCCACACUCUUCUUCAGAAUCCUGAAGGGGUCAAAUACUUAGCGGAUCAUAAAGUACUCCGCCAGAUCGCAGAAUGCUUAGCCCAGCUGGAUCCUAUGAGUGGGAUAACGUCCCCGGAGCCUUUGUUUUCUAAGGCUAGGUUGCAGGAAACACUUUGUUCUGGUUAUUUUAUGUUCCUUGGCGUUCUUAGCACGGACCCUAAUGGGAUUGCGAUGAUGGAACGGUGGAAGAUGUUCAACAUGUUCUAUCAUAUCAGCGAGCUCCGGAGUAGGGACGACCUCAUGUUCUAUUUCAUAUCUGCUAUGGACUUUACGACUGAUGGCCACCCUCGUAUUAUUUUGUCAAAGGCUCUUACUACGGGGCCUCGGGCCGUGCGUUUAUUUGCGACAAAUCAUUUGCGUAGCUUGGUCGAGGGUUGUCGAACGCCCCCGCCGAACCCUCUGAUGCCCCCAAGUGUAACGACGACAAAGUCAACAGAGACCUCACAAUGGGCGAUCCGCCUAUUGGUUACGCAGCUAUAUGACCCUGAUGUUGAAGUUUGUAAAACUGCUGUCAAGAUACUUGAGGAAGCAUGCAACGCCAGAACUUCACUUGAAUACGUUGUUCAAUGCCGCCCGGCUCUCGAUCAUCUGGGGGAAAUUGGCGCGCCGCUUUUACUUAGAUUCCUAUCAACCUCUGUGGGAUACCACUACCUCAAUGAACUAGACUAUAUUAACCGUGAGAUGGAUGACUGGUUUCAUGGGAGAAAUGACGUAUACGUCGACCAAGUCGAAGCGUCCCUUGCCCGUGCUUUUUCCGAUGGUGAGAGAUCUGGAGCCACUCAAGAGCCAGCUUCGUUUUCAGACGCGGAUUCCAUUGGAUAUGUUCCACCCCACUUCUAUCGUGAACUCGCUAAAACCGAAGAAGGUUGUAGACUGCUCCAAGAAAAGGGGCACUUCGAAGAAUUUGCGAUGUUUGUGAAGGACAAUGCCGAUGAAUACGAGGACUUCGAAAUUGUCACUAAGGUAAAGGGGUGUUUAUGGGCUAUUGGAAACAUUGGAUCCUUGCCUUCGGGGGCACCAUUCAUCGAGAAUUCCGAUAUUGUCGAGGAUAUUGUCUCUAUAGCCGAGGCGUCUAAGGUAUUAUCUUUGAAGGGAACAGCAUUUUUUGUCAUUGGGAUGAUCUCCCGCACUAGUAGCGGACUCGAGGUUUUAGAUGGUUUUGGUUGGGAUGCCAAAGUCACCGACAUGGGUGAAUUUAUUGGCUAUUGCCUUCCUAAGAGACUGGAUAAUCUACUUUCGCUUCAAACCUGGGAUUUUGCCUCUGGCGAAACAAACCCGAGUGGACGAAUCACCACCUACUCUAUCCCUGGAGUUGAUGAAGCACUUCUCCAGAAGGUUCUCAUAUCUAUGACGAAUCUAAGCAAUCACAUUCUAGCAAACGAGGCCUCGAGAGAGCUUGUAAAGUUGAAGCAAAGCCACCCUGAUCUGUUCCAAUCUCCUGAGGUAUAUUGCCAGGCCUUGCGAAUUCUGGAGUCAUAUAGAUACAGGCUCCCCGUCAGACGGUUCAUAUUAGAAAUUUUUGAACGGAAGUGUGUCGAUACGGUCGUGAAGGCUCCGCCUAAAACGGGCGGGGCGAAUGGCAUCGUAUCCGCGGCGUUCACCCCGCCGGCGCCGCCCCCACUCCCACAGGUGCAUAUCUCGUGA
Molecule: messenger RNA, 4092 nt
Organism: Orbilia oligospora ATCC 24927
Lineage: Eukaryota; Fungi; Ascomycota; Orbiliomycetes; Orbiliales; Orbiliaceae
Exons: 14
Coding region: 1-4092 (1363 amino acids)
Biological process (GO): TORC2 signaling
Cellular component (GO): TORC2 complex
Source: RefSeq, a predicted model, not a curated record